This is a messenger RNA of Medicago truncatula (barrel medic), 1349 nucleotides long. Its product is annotated as protein MRG2. The transcript is spliced from 10 exons. Lineage: Eukaryota; Viridiplantae; Streptophyta; Magnoliopsida; Fabales; Fabaceae. Bases 157 to 1101 code for a protein of 314 amino acids. Gene Ontology annotation, cellular component: nucleus; histone acetyltransferase complex. Gene Ontology annotation, biological process: chromatin organization; regulation of DNA-templated transcription. The record is from RefSeq and is a predicted model, not a curated record.
UAAAACUCAAAUGGAAAGUGUGAGAGAAGUAUAUAUUUUUUUGGAGUAAAGUAGGAGGAGCAGUGUUCUUUGUUGCUGGGUUCUGUUAAUUGGAUUUACAUUCACCAUUUGAUAAAAACCAAAACACAGUAGCACUAGCUGCAAAGAAGAACUAGAAUGAAAAUGGUGAAUUCAAAAACAAGCAGUGACGUUUCCGAAGAUAGCAGUAGCUCUCAAACUGAAAUCGAAAAUCACAUCUCUGUUUCUCCUUACGAUGAAGGAGAGAAGGUUUUCGCUUACCACACUUCCUGUCUUUAUGAAGCCAAGGUUAAGCAAAUUGAAUACAAACAUAAACGAUGGAGUUUCUUUCUUCAUUAUCUCGGUUGGAAGAAAACUUGGGAUGAAUGGGUUGGUAUUGAUCGAUUGAUGAAACAUACUGAAGAAAAUAUGCGGAUUAAACUUGCACUUGAUGAGAAAUAUGGCAAUGAUAAGAAUGCCAGAAAGCCUCGUGGAUCGUCGAAAAGUUCUAACGUAGCGAGAAGCAGAAAACGAAAGAAUGAUUCUCUGGUUAAGGAAAAACUUGCGGUUCUUCCAGACAAACUUGUCAACAUUCAGAUUCCACUAACACUAAAGAAGCAAUUAGUUGAUGAUUUUGAGUUUAUUACUCAUCUCGGCAAGCUUGUUAAACUUCCUCGUACUCCUAAUGUGAACGACAUAUUCAAGACUUAUUUUGAUUACAGAUUGAAGAAAAGUGGAUCGAUAGCUGAUUCCGUUGAAGAAAUUAUGAAAGGAUUGAGUUGUUACUUUGACAAAGCACUGCCAGUGAUGCUCUUGUACAAUAAUGAGCGUCAGCAGUACCAAGAAGCUUGUCCAAAUGAUAUUGUUCCUUCUGCUAUUUACGGUGCUGAGCAUUUGUUACGUCUCUUUGUCAAGUUGCCAGAGUUAUUGUUCCAUGCUAACAUUGAAGGCGAUACAUUGAUAGAACUCCAGGCACAAGUACUUGACUUUCUCAGGUUUUUGCGAAAAAAUCAGAGAGCAUUUUUCCUUUCUUCUUAUCAUGUCCAGGAAGAUGUUGAGAACAGCAGUGACAAACAAGUUUGUAUUCCACAUAAUAUCACAUAGCUUCUGCGGUUGCAGAAUGCUUGUUACAAAUGCAGGGCAAAGAGAGUAAAUGUUGUCAAAUUAGAUUUGUUAAGUGCUACUUGUAGUAUUGAAAAUGUAAACCUUUUCAGGGUAAAGGGAGAGUAACUAUUUAAAGGAUACUACUGACCCUCGUUUUUAAAUGUCAGUUGUAUCUCUGAAAUUUGUUAGAUUUAAUUAGUUGUUCAACGAGAAGGUUUCUAUAGAUGAAGUUUUAUUAUGAAUGUAAA